CCGGCAAGACAAGCCAAGAAAUCCAGAGCGUCAACAGUAAUUGGUCAAUCAUCUGCAAACAGUUGGUGUCCUGUUAUCCAGAUAGAUACACACAGAUAGCUGUAUAUAGAUCACUCCUUUCUAUUUCUUGGUGGGCAUAAGCUCAUAUCCAUAUCUAUACACACACUUAUACACACACAUCUAAAGAAAAGAAAGAGGUCAAAAUGAGAACCCUUAUAGUGUGAUUCUAUCAAAACAAGCAUAAAGUUCCAGUCUUUAUUAUAAAAAAAAUGAGAAGCUUCUUCACUUGUGUUCCAAGUAGUUGUAAUAUUGGAUGGAAAUCAUCAUCUACCCUGUUUCAAGAAUUAGGGCUUCUCUCUAAUAAUAGUUCUCUUUUUAUCUCCCCCAGGCCCAAAUCUUUUCAAGUUUCUGCAUCCUCUUCUAAUGCUGAUCCACUUCUGGUCAAGGCUGCAAAAGGAGAGCCUGUACCCCGUCCACCAGCAUGGAUGAUGCGUCAGGCUGGAAGAUAUAUGGCUGUUUACAAAAAGCUAGCACAGAAACAUCCAUCCUUCAGAGAGAGAUCAGAGACAACUGAUCUCAUUGUCGAAAUUUCUCUGCAGCCCUGGGAAGCUUUCCAUCCUGAUGGUGUUAUUCUCUUUUCUGAUAUACUAACCCCUCUACCUGCAUUUGGUGUCCCAUUUGACAUAGAAGAAUUGAGAGGACCUGUGAUUCAAUCCCCAAUCCGUUUGGAGGAGGACCUGAAAAAAUUGCAUGCAAUUGACCUGGAAAAACUACAUUUUGUUGGGGACUCCUUAAAAAUCUUGCGGCAGCAGGUUGGAACUCAAGCUGCAGUUUUGGGCUUUGUUGGGGCCCCGUGGACGAUUGCUACAUAUAUUGUAGAAGGCGGUACAACUAGAACUUAUACCACAAUUAAGAGCAUGUGCCAUACAGCACCGCAUGUAUUGAGAGCUUUGUUGUCUCACAUAGCAACUGCCAUAUCUGACUAUGUUGUUUUCCAAGUGGAAUCUGGCGCUCAUUGUGUACAAAUUUUUGAUUCAUGGGGUGGACAACUACCGCCUGAUAUGUGGGAGCGCUGGUCCAAGCCUUAUAUUGAUCAGAUUGUGAGUGUAGUUAGGAAAAAGUGCCCAGAUACGCCACUUGUCCUCUACAUUAAUGGAAAUGGUGGAUUUCUCGAAAGGAUGAAAGCAACUGGAGUGGAUGUGAUUGGACUGGACUGGACAGUGGAUAUGGCAGAUGGAAGAAGAAGACUGGGAAAUGAUAUCAGUAUACAGGGCAACGUUGAUCCUGCAUACUUAUUUUCUACCCUCCCUGCAUUGACCGAAGAAAUUAAAAGAGUUGUAAAGUGUGCAGGGCCGAGGGGUCAUAUACUUAAUUUGGGGCACGGUGUUCUAGUCGGGACACCAGAGGAAGCUGUUGCUCAUUUCUUUGAUGUUGCAAGAAGCUUGGAGUUUGAUACACCAGCCGAAAAUAUUGUGAAAGGGGAACCUAAAUUGGUAGUUUGACAAGAAAUUGUCAUUUGCUAGAUUUAAUUUUUAUUGCGGAGGCUGAAUUUAACCUGGUCAGUGUCGAAUUGCUUGCACUUUUAAGCGCUUGGCAGAGGCUUAAUGGUAUGUUUAGUUUACAUGCUUGCAAAGUUACCGAGGCAGAAGGUUUGAUUAGUGGAGGAUGAGUCAAUUAAUUUUGUAAGAUUUAUACUUUAUUAAGAUUCAUUAGAUGGAUAACCUAGAUCACUCAUUUUUGCUUGGUAUAUACCCAUGCCAUCCAGUUGUAGUGUUAAACAUGACAGAAACUUGACUUGGGACUUUCUGAUAUAAAUUUCAGUCUCAGGUUUA
Daucus carota subsp. sativus is the source of this 1832-nucleotide messenger RNA. Its product is annotated as uroporphyrinogen decarboxylase 1, chloroplastic. The coding region runs from base 270 to 1502 and encodes 410 amino acids. Lineage: Eukaryota; Viridiplantae; Streptophyta; Magnoliopsida; Apiales; Apiaceae. Gene Ontology annotation, biological process: porphyrin-containing compound biosynthetic process. Gene Ontology annotation, molecular function: uroporphyrinogen decarboxylase activity. The record is from RefSeq and is a predicted model, not a curated record. The transcript is spliced from 5 exons.